This is a messenger RNA of Caenorhabditis angaria, 1585 nucleotides long. Lineage: Eukaryota; Metazoa; Nematoda; Chromadorea; Rhabditida; Rhabditidae. The record is from the annotation of a GenBank genome assembly.
AUGCUUUCUCGAUCCUUGACAACUGUUAGCCGUAUGGCUCCACAGGCUUUGGCAUCUCGCCAAUAUAGUAUCACUGCACCAAGACCACCAACCGAAAUCUCGCAAAAAUUGAAGGUCACAAUUAUUCCAGGAGAUGGUGUUGGACCAGAAUUGAUUUAUACUGUUCAAGAUAUUGUUAAACAAACUGGUAUUCCAAUUGAAUUUGAAGGUGAAUUUUUGGGGAAUGGGAAAGUUUCUAGAAAUCAAUUCCGAGCGAUCCCGCCUGUCAUUUUGAGCCUCUAUAAAUUAGAUUUGUAUCAUAGGCCUUUGCGAUUUUCAUAUUCAAAAAUUUUCUGAAACUCAUUUUCUAGAAAAUCUUUGAAUCAGAAUAAAAUCCCUCAAAUAAUUAUGCAGAUAAAGGAAAUCAAUACAAAAAUCCUCCCUAAUUUUUCAUCCCAAAAUCCCACCGUUUUCCAGAGGUUUUCUUGUCGGAAGUUCACUACACUCGCUCGGCUUCAAUUGAAAAUGCUGUCAAAUCAAUCUCCAAAAACAACAAUGUUGCUUUGAAAGGUGCGAUUGAAGAAUCGGCUGUUUUGCACACCGAAGGAGAACUUCAAGGAUUGAAUAUGAGAUUGAGAAAGGCUCUUGACUUGUUUGCCAAUGUUGUUCAUAUCAAGGUAUGUUUUCUACAUAUGCUGGAAAUUAUCUUCAGAAUUUAAAAAAAAACCAAAAAUUCCAGACUUUGGAUGGAAUCAAAACCAGACAUGGAAAGAAACUUGAUUUCGUAAUUGUUCGUGAACAAACCGAAGGUGAAUAUUCAAGCUUGGAACAUCAAUUAGUGCCAGGAGUCAUUGAAUGUCUUAAAAUCUCCACUAGACCAAAAUGCGAAAGAAUCGCCAAAUUCGCUUUUGAUUACGCCACUAAAACUGGAAGAAAGAAGGUUACCGCUGUUCACAAAGCGAAUAUUAUGAAACUUGGAGAUGGUUUGUUCUUGAAAACUUGUCAAGAUGUUGCUAAACAAUAUCCAAAAAUUGAAUUUGAAUCAAUGAUUAUUGACAACACUUGUAUGCAACUUGUUUCGAGACCAGAACAAUUUGAUGUUAUGGUUAUGCCAAAUCUUUAUGGAAAUAUCAUUGACAACUUGGCUGCUGGGUAAGGAUUUUUGGAAAUCUAAGAAAACAUUUUGAGUUAUCAUAAGUCAUAAAAGUAUUUCUAGAAUUCUCCAGAAGCUUAUGAAAAAUUUUCCAGACUCGUUGGUGGAGCAGGUGUCGUCCCAGGACAAUCAGUCGGCCGUGACUUCGUAAUUUACGAGCCAGGAAGUCGUCACUCUUUCCAAGAAGCCAUGGGAAGAUCCAUCGCCAACCCAACCGCCAUGAUUUUGUGCACCGCCAACAUGUUGAACCAUUUGCAUCUCGACGCCUGGGGAAACUCUCUUCGACAAGCUGUUCAAGAUGUUGUCAAGGAGGGAAAAGUUCGCACUCGUGAUGUUGGAGGGUAUGUUUUAUUUUAUUAGAAACGCAAACAUAUAUGUUUAUGUAUUUUUUAUUUCAGCUAUGCCACCACUGUUGACUUUGCCGACGCUGUCAUUGACAAAUUCCGCAUCUAA